This is a messenger RNA of Agelaius phoeniceus (red-winged blackbird), 2569 nucleotides long. RefSeq names its product chromosome 4 C4orf33 homolog (gene C4H4orf33). NCBI's taxonomy places the organism in Eukaryota, Metazoa, Chordata, Aves, Passeriformes, Icteridae. The record is from RefSeq and is a predicted model, not a curated record.
GGCCGGGUGGGAGGAACGCCUCGUUAAGCUCUGCUUGGUGGGGGGUUCUCUGCUUGCUGUGGGUUAAAGAUGGGUUUUUAAAUUCCCUUCGGCGGGUCAAGUUCCCUUCGGUGCCUAAUUUCCCUUCGGGAAAACAAUCGGGCUGUGGCCGGAGCAGCAGAGCUCUGCCUGCAGCUCUGCCCGUCCGAGGCUGUGGGCAGGCGGGACCGGCCGCUUCUCCCGGGGAACCGGCGGCAGGAGGAGAGGACACAGCCCGAGGGUGCAUCUGGGGAGGGACAGUUCUGUAGUACCCGAAGAUGGAAUUUCGCAUUGAACACACCUGGGAUGGUUUGCCUGUGAGCCACGAGCCGGUUUCAAUUGGGCUGAGGCCGGGUAAUGCAGGAUUGCUGAUGGAAGUUCGUGCUCCUUUCUUUAAUGACCCUCCAGCACCUCCCGGGGAGCCAGGGAAACCUUUUGGUGGACUCUGGGACUAUGAGGUUGUAGAAGCCUUCUUUCUGAGUGACAGAACUGAGCAGUAUUUGGAAGUUGAGCUUUGUCCCCACGGGCAGUACUUACUGCUGCUGCUUUCUGGCAGAAGAAAAGCAUGGAAAGAAGAACUUCCUUUGGAGUUUGAGGUGACCAGAAUGAAAACCAAAUGGGAGGGUAAAGCUCUUCUCCCUUGGAGUUAUUUUCCACCAUGCACUGACAAGUUCAAUGCAUUUGCAAUUCAUGGCUCGGGAGAAGAGAGAAAAUAUGAAGCACUUUAUCCUGUGCCUCCACACCAAGUGCAGGAAGGACAGGAACCAGAUUUUCAUCGUUUGGAGUUUUUCAAAAACUUGAACCUGAAAGCACUAACAGGAGAAGACUGGAAGCAGCCUGAAUCAGAUAUAUGGGAAUCUCUCACUAAAUGAAUGGAUUGGGGCAUAAAUUUUUGUGAUGUUGAAGUUGGCUGAAGCUGUGUGGGAACAACUUCCUCAUUCUGAGCAGAGGUUGUAGGUACCAGAUUAGCAAGGCUUUCCUUGGCACCAAAAUCAUGGAUCAGUCUGAAAAUCAACUGCAAAGCUUGUGGAUCUGUUGGUUCUGAAUGUAUGAAUGGCUUGGAGUUUUUCAUCUGUGCAAGAGGUGAAUGUGCUGCUGCCAGUGCAGGAAGAGAAAUGUGCUGAAAUGGCAGCUGUGCUUUUGUGAGAGCUCUGAAGUCUGAUAAGGCCAAUACCAGGGUUGAGUUUUUUUGGUUUGCUGCAUUUCUGUUGUAUUUUAACUGCUGCUUGUUUGUUUGUUGAUUGCUGAAGGUGAUCCUUAUGUGCCUAGACUUUUUGCUUACAAUCAGGAGGAAGAAAAAAUGGAUUUUGGAGGCUCAGUACUUGCCCUGCAAGGGGGAUAACACUGCCCUUUCCUGUAUGUUCCUGUGCCUGAAGUUUUCCCUUGGUUAAUGUUCAAAGGGGAAUUAUUAUCUCACAGACCUCUCUGUGGAGUUUCUAAUGGUGUUUGAGUGCAGAGGAUAGAUUUACAAAAGGCUUUAUGUAUUUCAGGUGAAGUUUUUGGGACAAAUCAUGCUCAGUAAAAUCUUGUGGUAUAGUUGUGUGCAUGCAAAAGCAGGUUUUUUUUUUCUAAGACUUGUUACAUCACUUCAAGAAUUCAUCUUGGAUGUCUGAAGAUAUUUUUUUUGGCAUACCACUGAGGGCUGGAGAUACUGCAGGUGUAUAUUUCUGUGUAUGGGCAUGAGUCAUUUUAACAACAGUGAAUAUUCCUAGGUGGCAACAGCUAAUCUGUAAACCCUCACAAGAUUUACCAAUCUUAUGUUCCUUUUCUUUGUCUAGCAUAGCAAUUGCUGCUUGAUUGUGGCUGCUGAUUUAAUCUUCUAUAAAUAAACUUUAAAAAUGUGAAGCUUGCCCACGACUUAGAUCCUUGCCAGGAUGCAGUAAUAAACACCUUUUGAUGGUCCUAUUUUCUUUGCUGUCUUUCAGCUGAACUCUAGCUGUAAGUUCUGCUUGAGAAGAAGUUGGGAAUAUCUCACUUUUGUGAAGAACAUCUCAGUGUGGUUAAUAUCUGGGAUAAACUGAACUAGCAUGCUUUGUUUAGCUUUAGAUUCUGUCUUUGUGCUUUCAGUUUUAUAGACCUGUGCUUUCAGAUUUGAAGAUAUGAAUAGGUUUUUUUUUCCUGUGGCAGACUUUGGCAUGUCAGUGCACUCAGCCAUCCAAUUUGCUCUGUUUCAAUUAGGCACUAUAGGUUCCUUGCUGUAAAGUGCCAUCUGUUGAAAAUUGUAAGUAUUGUACAAUCAGUUGUUUGGCUUCUUUUCUACCUUCUUUCCAGGUACAGUUUUCUAAAGAAUGACAUCAGUCUGAAAUAUUCAGUAAUUCAAUAGAUAUUGAUUAAAGCAUUAUCUAGACAUUGAUGCCUCAAAGCUGCUUAAAAAAUUUUAGUCAAAACCAAAAUGCCAUUUUGCAAAACUUUUAGACUUUAUUUUGAAAAAUUUGUGAAAAAACUGUGUGCGAAGAUUCAAAUUGGGUGUACUGCUUUUCUCACAGAGGUUGUUUUCAUCUGAGGAAUGAUACUUUGUAUGUAAAGGACAGUAAAUAAAAUUUUUCAUUUA